Messenger RNA from Mustela lutreola (European mink), 906 nucleotides. Its product is annotated as olfactory receptor 2H2-like. Lineage: Eukaryota; Metazoa; Chordata; Mammalia; Carnivora; Mustelidae. Gene Ontology annotation, cellular component: membrane. The record is from RefSeq and is a predicted model, not a curated record. Gene Ontology annotation, molecular function: G protein-coupled receptor activity; olfactory receptor activity. Gene Ontology annotation, biological process: G protein-coupled receptor signaling pathway.
CUCUUGGGAUUCUCAGAUAACCCCAGGCUAGGAAUGACCCUAUUUGUAGUUGUGUCUGUCUUUUACACAGUAACCCUCAUGGGCAACACCACCAUCAUACUCCUGUCUCACCUAGACCCUCACCUGCACACCCCCAUGUACUUCUUCCUCGCCCACCUCUCCAUCCUGGACCUCUGCUUUACCACCAGCUGCAUCCCCCAGAUACUGGUCAAUUUCUGGGGCUCAGACAAGACCAUCAGCUACCUGGGAUGUGAAGUCCAGCUUUACAUCUUCUUGGGACUCGGAGCUGCACAGUGUGUCCUGCUGCUGGUCAUGGCCUUUGAUCGCUAUGUGGCAGUGUGUCGACCCCUGCACUAUGCAGUAAUCAUGUGCCCAAGCCUGUGUCACAAGCUGGCAUUCCUGGUCUGGGCAAGUGGAAUUUUUGGCACCUUGGUACAGUCUCCUACCACCAUGAAACUCCCCUUUUGCCACCACCACCAGGUUGAUGACUUUGUCUGUGAGGUCCCUGCACUGAUCCGUCUGGCCUGCGGAGACACACAUGUCAAUGAGCUCCAGAUUUCAGUGAUUGGUGCCAUCUUCUUGAUGGGGCCUCUUCUGCUUAUCCUUGUCUCCUACGAGAACAUCGCCCAGGCAGUACUGGCCAUCCAGUCCCAGGAGGGCAGAACCAAGGCCUUCAGCACCUGCUCUUCCCACCUGGCCGUCGUCUUUCUCUUCUACUGCAGUGUCACUGCUGUCUACAUCCGACCCCGGAGUCACUUAUCCCGGAAGGGAGGCAAGUUCCUAACUCUUUUCUACACUGUGGUAACUCCCACUCUCAACCCUCUCAUCUACACUUUGAGGAACAAGGACAUAAAGGGAGCUUUCAAGAGGCUCUUAUGGAAAGACAGAAUGGCCAGUGAAGAGUGA